This is a messenger RNA of Paramecium octaurelia, 1059 nucleotides long. The record is from the annotation of a GenBank genome assembly. Lineage: Eukaryota; Ciliophora; Oligohymenophorea; Peniculida; Parameciidae.
AUGGAAAAUAAAUAAAUUGCACUGAUAGUGCUCUUAUGUUUGAUAGGCGUAUUUAUCUUAAUAAUGAGCUUAAAGUUAAAUAGUUUUUUGAAAUUUAUAGACAAUAAACGAAAAGAUGGAACUUUCUAUAGAAAAUUCAGCGUAUAUUUUUUAGAAUAAAUUAUUCCUUUAAAAAAAAAUUCUGGUUCUCAAUAUACUUAUAUGAAGUUGAAUAAUGAUAAGAUAUCAUAUUAUGAUGAUGAAAGUGAGCAAUUAGUGUAUAAAUUUUAAACUGAUGAAAAUAAUAAUUGGAAAUGUUGUAAAUAUCUUGAAAAGGAUAAUUAAAUUACUAUUUACGAUAUAAAUUCUAAUAAGGAAUAUCGAACUUAAAGUUAAUCAUAAGAAUUAAUAUAUUUUUCUAAUAUUUAGAUGGAUCAAAACCAAACAUAUUAUUAUAAUUACAAAAUCACUUAAUAAGAAUUAAAUAAUGGGAGCAUUGGCGUUUUAGAUGCUUAUCUUAUGUAUUUAAAUCAUUAAAGUUGGAAUCAUUUCUUAUCAAACGAAUUUCGUAAAAUACAAAUAUUAUUUUUACCUUCCAAUAUUUUAGAUCUGAGUUCUAGGAGAAAUAGCUCAGAUGAGGAGAUUUAAGAAAAAAUAAAAUAAAAAUAUGAAGAAUUUUUAUUUUAAUUUUAACCCUUACAUUAUAAAAUAGAAUUGAUAUAUGAAAAAGUGUAUUUCACAUACCAUUGUAAUAAGAAUAUUUACUUUCUUGAAAUUGAUUUUCAGAAGACUGAUUUAUUAUUAAUUCAUCGUAUAUGGUGUAGCAAUAAAAAUUAAGAAUUGUUGAAAAUAAGCAAAAUUUUGGGAUCCAUCCUUUUAAACAAUCCCAAUAUUAGCACUUCAGUAUGUGUCAAUCAUAAUCCGGUUGUUGUUGAGAACCAAGUUCCUGAUUAUUACAAGGGAUGCGAAAUUGCAUACUGGUAUUAUGAAUUUAAAAAUCCAGCGCAUACAUAUAAUGCAGAAAAAGUCCCUGUUUAAUAACUAAAAAGUCAUAUCUAAAAGGAAAUACUAAAGGUAUGA